AAGAACUGUCAUUUGAACUCUCUCUCUCUCUCUCUCUCUCUCUCUCUCUCUCUCUCUCUCUCUCUCUCGGCUGCGGUCAAUCUGAUCACCACUGUUCCUCCACCAGUAGGAAGAGUGAAUGAUGGAUGCAGCAGACUUGGGGAAACACAAUCUUGAUGAGUGGCCUCCAAAGAUAUGUCGAAGCAUCAACUGUUUUAAGAUAUUAUAUGAGAUUGGGGAAGGAGCAUAUGGUACAGUAUAUAAGGCUGAGGAUAUCAAAACAGGGGAAGUUGUUGCUUUAAAAGAGAUUAAAAAAAAGUGUCUUGAAAAAGGCAUUUGGCCGGAAGAACUCAAUGCAAAACGCGAAACUGGAAUUUUAAGCAGGCUUAAACAUGAAAACGUCAUUCACUUGAAGGAGAUUGUAACGUCUGAAGGUGGAUCCAUGUGGCCCGCAGUUUACAACCAGUUCAAUGGUAACAUCUACUUGGUUCUUGAGUACGUGGAUCAUGAUUUGGAAGAUCUUUUAAAUUGCUCUGAUGUGCAAUUUAAAGUUCCGCAUGUCAAGUGCUAUAUGAAGCAGCUGUUGGAGGGGCUCUGUUAUUGUCAUAAUAAUCAAGUACUUCAUUGCGAUAUCAAGGGAGGCAAUAUUCUAAUCAAUGAUGAAGGAAUUUUAAGGCUUGCAGAUUUUGGCCUUGCAUGCCAGUUAACUGACAGGGGCUACAGUGGACCCGUUUCUUCUUCAACACAAAAAAACAAAAAUCUUACACAUGCAGUUAUUUGUUUGUGGCAUAGACCUCCAGAGUUGCUGCUUCAAACUAAGGAGCAAUGUGAUUAUGGUCCAGCCAUUGACAUAUGGUCUGUUGGCUGUGUUUUUGCAAGGCUGCAUGGAAAACAAGUCAUGCAAGGGAAAGACGAGGCAGAUCAAAUCCUUAAAAUUUAUGAGUUGUGUGGAUCUGCUACUGAAGACAACUGGCCUGGAGUUUCCAAGUUACCCAAUUAUUAUAAAUUCAAUCCCCAAAGUCCAAUGGAGAGAUGCAUUGGGGAGUUUUUCAAAGAUCUUGAACCUGUUGCUUUGGCCUUACUGGACAAAAUGCUAACUCUUAAUCCAUUUGAGAGAAUAUCGGCCAAGGAUGCACUUAAAGAAGCUUACUUCUUGACUGCUCCUCUUCCAAGUGAUCCUAAGAGGUUCUGCUUCCCCAAUCUUUCAGAGAUAAAUGAAGUUAUGCAUUGCAGCUUACCCAAAUAUAAAUCCUCGCAUGGGCCCCUGCCUGCAUGUAGCACCAGAUCAAACCUCCCCUCUGGACAGCCUCAAGGACCUUCUGUAGGGGCGACCAAAGACCCGCAAAACAAAGAUUCCAAUGAUGGUGGACAGCACCUGGUUCACGGAGCUAAUGCUCCAAACAACCAGUGCCAAGUUACUCGGGACAAUAUUCUUAUGAUACUCACAGCGGCUGAAAUGCUGGCUGAUCAAGAUUCAACUGGUGGUGAGUCCCACUUGCAUCAUGGAGUUCAAGGCAGAGGAAGACCAUGCACAUCACAUGCUGCAAGAAGUACACAAGAUGUCGAAACUGGAGCAAUUAGCGACGUUUAUGGGGCGAAUGCUCAGAAUAAAAUGGCAACUCCACAACCAUUGCAGGGAGUUCAAGGCAGAGGAAGCCCAUGCACAUCACAUGCUGCAAGAAGUACACAAGGUGUCAAAACUGGAGCAAUUAGCGACGUUUAUGGAGCGAAUGCUCAGAAUAAAAUGGCAACUCCACAACCAUCGCAGCAUCAAAGAAAGCACAUUCAUAGUGGGCAAAUGCAUUCUGAAUUGGGGGCCAGACCCAACCAGCCCAAGGACAAAUCCCAGCAUUCUUCUGCCACCGGAUCCUCCCAUGCCUCCAAAUUUGUUAAAACAUACCAAAGGAAGAAGGUGUGUGAAGAAACAACAAGUGAGCAGAUUGAGCAAUCUACAAACGAUCAGGGAGUUGAAUAGUCUAUGCACAUCACAGGGGCAUGUCCCACCAAAUGCUGCAAUGAAGUACACAUGAGGUUGGUCAUGGAACCAAUGCUCCAAAUAACCAGCACCAAGAUGACAGUAUUAUUCUGAUACCCUCUGCGGCCAAAUGCUGGAUGGUCAGGAUUGAGGUUGGAUUAGCGGCUUUUAUGUAUAAUUGAGACAGGUUUUUGUGCUAUAACAUGUGUACAAGGUUUGUUUCUUGUUU
Magnolia sinica is the source of this 2183-nucleotide messenger RNA. Its product is annotated as cyclin-dependent kinase C-1-like. Gene Ontology annotation, molecular function: cyclin-dependent protein serine/threonine kinase activity; RNA polymerase II CTD heptapeptide repeat kinase activity; ATP binding. The record is from RefSeq and is a predicted model, not a curated record. The transcript is spliced from 12 exons. Gene Ontology annotation, cellular component: nucleus; cyclin-dependent protein kinase holoenzyme complex. Gene Ontology annotation, biological process: positive regulation of transcription elongation by RNA polymerase II; protein phosphorylation. Bases 119 to 1954 code for a protein of 611 amino acids. NCBI's taxonomy places the organism in Eukaryota, Viridiplantae, Streptophyta, Magnoliopsida, Magnoliales, Magnoliaceae.